CCUGAAGGAGCCUUUAAAGCCUCGGAAGGUUUGAGCUUGUCGAGAAGUCUGCUGUGCAAAACUUAUUGAAGAAGCACUUGCUGAAAUACGCACUUGCUGAAGAAGCCCGUGGUUACCAAAGCUGCGAAAGACGGUUCCUGGCCAGGAGAAGGACCAGCAGGGUGAACAGCUGGAAGCCCAUACCAUGGAGCUUCCAGCGGAUGGAUCCCCGAUGUUGGAGGGACUUCCAGAUAAUGGUAAGGAAGACGGUAAGUUGUGUUUAAAUGGAGCAAACAUGGUUUCUGAAGACCAUGGAGAGGAGUUGAGGUAUAGUUCACCUCCACAGUCUGAGGACUCUUCUACCAGCUCCAGUGGUAGCUCUUCUUCUAGCUCCACUGGUAGCUCUUCUUCUAGCUCCACUGGUAGCUCUUCUUCUAGCUCCACUGGUAGCUCUUCUUCUAGCUCCAGUGGUAGCUCUUCUUCUAGCUCCACUGGUAGCUCUUCUUCUAGCUCCACUGGUAGCUCUUCUACCAGCUCCAGUGAAGAUGAGGUAGGUAAUGGAGACCAGGACUUUAGAUCCCGAUUUCGGGUUGUCCAGGUCCUUCAACCAAACAUUAAAUUCCUGUGGGGCAUCGGCGUGCUUGAACAGGCAUUGGAACGUCUGAAAUCGACAGUUGAUCAGCUGGGCUCCGGUGACAGUAGCCCAGUGGUUCUUGCCAAUGUUGCGUUGCAGCUGCCUGAGAUUCUUCCCCAUAAUUUCAAAUAUAUACAAGACAUUGGGGUGGCUCAGAAGCCCCAAGAAGACAUGGCUCCUUCUACUUGUCUUGAAUUCCCAUCUGGACUUGACAAACAGGAAGAGCCCAUUUUGCGUCCAGAGAAGUCCAGUCCUAUUGGUACCUUGCAACAUCCUCAGGUUGGUUUGAAAGAGGACACGGCUCAUGUGACAUCUGUGACUGGUAUAAACGGGAAGAGGAGAAAGAACAGUGAUGAUGAAGAGCAGCCCCCAGCCAAGAGGUCUAGGCAGACUGUUACUGAAUUGGAGCUUGCCAUCAAGUCUAUUGUCCAGUCCUUCCCCUCCCAAGAGAUGGAAUAUGAAGAUCCUGUUGUGUUACCACCUGUCCUCUGUCUCUCACCUUUGAUGUCGUGUGAGGAUCCUGGACUGUCAUCCCCUAUCCUCAGUCCCUCCUGUAAAAGUCCUGUUUUCUCAUCCCCCGUCCUCAGUCCCUCAACAUUGACUCACUGUGAAGAUCCCAUUUUGUCACCCAGUGUUUUCGGUCUCUUACCAUGGAUGCCAUGUGAGGAUCCCAUUCUGUCUCCCCUUGUCAGUCCAUCAUCAACACACUUUCCAGAUUCAAAUUGUUUGUCCCCUGACUUCCGUUUCGGGAUGGAUACUGAGGAGGAAGCAGAAGAGGAAGCAAUACCUUCAACCUCUAGUGGAAUUACAGCAAGAGAGAGUUCCAGACACGUGUGGUUUAGACCUCACUACGACUUGUCAGGUGACUCUGAUUAGAUUGGGAUCCGUAAAAACUGAAGACCUGUUUGGGAAGUCACUUUAGGACGUCAUCAUUCCUCUCAUGUUUUUUUAUUAAAGUCAAUGGGUUUCUAGUUAGCCUGAGGAAGCCUUAGGUAGCGUCUUGCACUGGGGCUUUUCUUCUUCUUUGUGUUUUCCUCUCAGCUCCCCCAUGUUUCAGGGUGUAAUAGUGGUGCUUCCCAACACGUUGCUCUCCAAUAUAGUAAAUUAUUCUCUCCUGUUCCUCUACUAAUCCAGUCUCCCAGUUUUUAAUCUUUCAGGUUUUAGCUGCUCAUCGCUGGAUCCUUUCAUCGUUGUCCAUGUGGUUCCUGCCUUCUGGAUCCCUUGUUUUUCACACUGCUUGUUGGAUCUCCUCAUCCUGUUAACCUCCACCUUCAACACCACCAGUCAGAUGGAGGAAGAUAAGAGAACCCUGUUGACAAAAAAAUUGACCAACAAUUAAAGAAGAAGACCUGCUCCACCUGCUGAUCUACUGGCUGUAACAGAUUGUGGAAAAGCAUCACCAGCAGCACUGGACCAAUCAGGAGAGAGAAGACACAGAGGACUGAAGGG
Gambusia affinis (western mosquitofish) is the source of this 2062-nucleotide messenger RNA. RefSeq names its product nucleosome assembly protein 1-like 3. The record is from RefSeq and is a predicted model, not a curated record. Lineage: Eukaryota; Metazoa; Chordata; Actinopteri; Cyprinodontiformes; Poeciliidae. The transcript is spliced from 6 exons. The coding region runs from base 185 to 1489 and encodes 434 amino acids.